UAAGCAGCUAUUGGCGUAGCUUUGAGAAGGAAGUGUGUCAUGGAGAGACAGCCUCCAGCUCAGUUUGUAUGAGCUGGGCUUGUGCGCAGAAAUGGACAUGUUCGCUGCUGAGUAGUCUGGGAAAUCGCUGAAUUCUCUAUUGAGUCUCAGUUACGGUCAGGGUAUUAAUGUGUCCUUGUGUACCGGUUUGAAAGACCGUAACCAGAUAGUAAAUCUGCUGUGGUUAUUGUGGAGAUAUGACAGCCAGGAUGGGAUCCCAAGUAAUGAACAUUAACCUGUGCAGAACAAGAUUUCCUGAUUUACCAAACUGCUUUCCACCCGCAUGGUUUAAGAUAUCAUAUCUCAGACUCUGUGCUUUUAGUCGCAAUCAUGCAACUGAAGCAAUCCAAAAGCCAGAAAAUGCAGCUUUGUUGAGCAAUUUGUCUGUUUUGGGUGUGGAUAUUAAAAUGGCCCAGAAGAGGCAGCCUGGAGUCUUCAGAAAAGUGGCCACUAAUGAAGAGGGUGUAGCUGAGUUCUUGAAAAGCAAGGGUGCCAAUCGCAAGACCAUUGCCAGUAUUAUCUCAAGGUACCCCCGAGCCAUCACACGUUCCUAUCACCACCUUGAAGAAAGAUGGCAAUUAUGGCGAAGCAUUUUCAAGACAGAUUCUGAGGUCAUAAGUGUUAUUGGGCGUUCUCCGGAAUCAUAUUUUCGUUCAAGUGACAAUGGAAAUUUUGAAAAAAAUAUUAACUUUUUUUGUUCUCUUGGCUUGACCUCAAAGGACUUGCAUCGCAUUUUAACAACUGCUCCACGAGCAUUCUCAAAUAGUUUGGAACUAAACAAACAGAUGGUAAAACUUCUACAAGAUCUUGGUGUUAGUUUAGGCGAUGAGAAUCCAGAUGCUUUUGCUAAACGGAUUAUGACUAAAAAUGCUUACAUACUUAUAAGAAGCACUAAACGGAUAAAAACCAAUGUAGACUUUUUCACAGAAGCACUUAAACCAAGUAACAGUGAACUUAUAAAACUUCUUCAGGGGCAAGGUGCUGAAGUUUUGGACCUCUCCACUGACUACAUGAAAAGAAAUUUCAAAAAUAUAAGUGAUCAGUUAUAUUCAUUAGGAUGCACCACUGAGGAGGUGCAGAAAUUCUUUUUGGAUUAUCCACCUGCCUUUUAUGCUUCGUUUGAAAAACUUUCCAAUAAAAUCGACUGUCUGUUAGAAAGUCAAAUUAGUAUUAAACAACUAUUAAAGAAGCCAAGAAUAUUGGAAUUCAGUGCAAUGAAUUUGAAAAAUCGUAUAAAAGAGCUAGAAAGGGUUGGAUAUGACUUUACAAAACAUGGUGUUACUAUUUUAGAUUCUAGUAGGAGACGAUUUGAAGCAAAAUUAGGAAAAUUAAUUGAAGAAUACUAGCCAUGUUGCCUCCUUGAUAUGAUGAAUCUUGUAUCAUUCUAUAUACUCUGAAUGGUGCUGUUAUUUUUAACCUGACUUUUGACUCUUUGAAUUUUACAUUGUAUACAAAAGUGAACGAGUGCUUAUCAAAUUAUGCAGUGUUGUGAGCAGUUUUUAAAAAAAAAAUUGACUGUUACUCUAGGCGUUGUUGUACUUAAAUUAACUUUGUGGCAUCUAUGUAUUGUCAAAUUAACAAUAAUAACCAUAUUUCAUAAAUUAAAGAAGUUUAAAGUCAAUUU
This is a messenger RNA of Rhincodon typus (whale shark), 1663 nucleotides long. RefSeq names its product transcription termination factor 1, mitochondrial. Gene Ontology annotation, molecular function: double-stranded DNA binding. Gene Ontology annotation, biological process: regulation of DNA-templated transcription; termination of mitochondrial transcription. The record is from RefSeq and is a predicted model, not a curated record. Gene Ontology annotation, cellular component: mitochondrial matrix. Lineage: Eukaryota; Metazoa; Chordata; Chondrichthyes; Orectolobiformes; Rhincodontidae. The transcript is spliced from 2 exons. The coding region runs from base 237 to 1385 and encodes 382 amino acids.